Messenger RNA from Hyphopichia burtonii NRRL Y-1933, 1415 nucleotides. RefSeq lists its product as uncharacterized. Lineage: Eukaryota; Fungi; Ascomycota; Pichiomycetes; Serinales; Debaryomycetaceae. The annotation marks the transcript as partial. The transcript is spliced from 2 exons. The record is from RefSeq and is a predicted model, not a curated record.
CUUUUUUCUCUCAAGUUACCCAUUUUAUUUUCGAUAGAUCUUCAAUUGUUAAAAGAUUUGCAGUUUUGAUUGUCAAUCCUUUUUUUUUGACUUGACAUGAACUGACCAUGGUGAAUAUUUCAUCUUUAUUAAACCACAGUGGAUCGGAAGAUGAUAGACCUAUUCCGGUCAAACAGGAACACAAGUCUUCUGCUUCCAAUUCUUUCAAUUCAACUUCCAAUUCUUUCAAUUCAACUUCCAAUUCUUUCAAUUCAACUUCCAAUUCUUUCAAUUCAACUUCCAAUUCAACUUCCAAUUUGACUUCCAAUUUGACUUCCAAUUCAACUUCCAAUUCAACUUCCAAUUCAACUUCCAAUUCAACUUCCAAUUCAACUUCCAAUUUGACUUCCAACUCGGCCCCCAACUCGGCCUUCAGUUCGACUCCUUCAAGCUCCAUCAAUACUAAUCAUAAGAUUAGAAAACAAAUCCCAAAAUGUAAAAUUAAUAAACGAUUAUUAUCACAAAAAAAAUUGGUACAAAUUGCAAUAAGAAGAAAAACUUUUCCCAAGAAACUCAAACCGGCCCAGUUAUCUGACGAAGAAGACGAUGAAUGGAAUGACUUGAAUUCUAAUUCAAAAUUACAUAUAAAGUCAUUAGAAGCUGGUCUUCGAGUUAAAUUAACUUUAGCUCCAUCUCUAAUGGAAUUAUAUCAAUCAUUAACUCCCCAUAAUAAUCGCCAAAUUGAUAUGAAUCAAUUACAAUACGAUGGAGAAACUAAACACGAAAAAGUAUCUCCAAGUAUCGAAUUAGAUAACCAGGAAAUGACUAAUAAAAAUACUUAUCAUAAAAUUAAUAAACUGGGUAAACUGGGGAAAUUAAUAAGUAAAUCAGUUCAAUUGAUUGACAAUAAUUUGGUUAACCUUUCUAAAACUUCAAAUAAAGUAUUACAAAAUUACUUUAGUGAUUCAAAAACAAACGAUGACAAUAAGAAACUAUCCGCUCCUUCGUUUAAUUCUUUAUCUACUGCUGUUCAUGUUUUAUUUGGUUUAAGUGAAUUCACUCUAGUAAGAGUAACAAGAUCAACAACUACUAAUUUGGAAGGUUCAGUGGUUUUAAAAUUAGAAACCGCUAAACCGGGUGAUUAUAAACUAUUUGAUGAUAGUGAGUUUCUAAGUGAAAUGAUCCAUAGUAUCGGUCAUAAAAAUACAGUUCCUUCGAAUCUUUUUUUGAAAAAAAUUGUCGCUAGACCUCGUUAUAAAUCUGAUAUGAAAAUUUAUCUUAUCCCUAAAAACUAUGAUUCUUCUCUUUAUGUUGAUGAAAGAAUGUUUGAAAGAGACUUAAUAAAUGGUAUUAUUGAUUUUGAAAAACCCUUGGAUAGAAAUAUCUUCUCAACUUUUAAUCCUCAUAAUAUCUUAUUGGAUUUUAAAAAUUUAUUA